Loa loa (African eye worm) is the source of this 1911-nucleotide messenger RNA. RefSeq lists its product as hypothetical. Lineage: Eukaryota; Metazoa; Nematoda; Chromadorea; Rhabditida; Onchocercidae. The record is from RefSeq and is a predicted model, not a curated record. The transcript is spliced from 11 exons. The coding region runs from base 55 to 1827 and encodes 590 amino acids.
AGACAUGAUCAGUGAUUAAAAGGGACUAUUCUAAAGUUGGCAUGAUGAGUCUCCAUGAUGAGUGUCAACAAGAAGGGAUUAAAUGCUGGUGCUGCAAGCAACAGCGUUGUGAACGGCUGGAGGACUGAACAGCACUAUCACCAAAAGGAUUUGUAUCCUGAACUAAUAGCCGAUACUGAUAAUCUUUUAGAUGCUGUAAGCGAUAACAUGAUAUGGAUUUUCUUUUCAUCGCCGUCAUCACCAUCACGGACUACAGCUGGAAAUACGAUAGCAGCAGCAGAGAUAGCAGAAAUAAUGCAUCGGCAAGAGCCAUCUAGAAGUCGAGUUAACGCGCAAAAUCGGAAUCUGCAGUCACAACAGAACGGUAACAAUAAUGACGGUUUUACAACGCUUGUACAUGGAACAGUGGAUGAUGAUCGAAGACGAAAACGUUUCCGUCAGCGUGUCAAUAAGAAGGGAUUAAAUGCUGGUACUGCAAGCAAUAGUGGUCGAACGGCUGGGAAAUUGGAAACAAGUGAAAUGAUACAGGACGAACAGAAGCAGCAGGAAACAACCACUGUGGAUGGGAAAGUGACAAAAAUACCGAGUGAUUUCAAGGAUGCUUAUUGGUACUAUGAUCCAAAAACUGAUGGUUUCUAUUAUGAUUCAAAAGGUUCCCGUGGCUGGCGUCGACGAAAUCCCGCUCAUGAAAAGAAGCUACUUCAAGACAGAGAUGGAUUAUCGUGCUUGUGGGCUGAUUCAAAUUUUGUUUCAUAUGGUGGCGGUGAUCCAUAUGGAUAUCAGUAUAACAGUAUCAGUCACUUUGCUCCCCAUAUUCAAUAUUAUGAUCCGGAAACUGAUGGUUACUAUUUUGAAAUGCCUUCCGUUGAUGGCUGGAAGAAGCGUCAACCACAUUCCGUUAGCAGCGCCGUUAUGACAUCAUUAACAGGUUACAGCAGUAACCGAAUGAUGAUGAAUCCGAAUGCGUUUCCUGUGGUAUCAGCGCAGCCAAGCGCUGCUGAUGCAAUGGAUGUACCACGAACAUCAUACGGUGCUGCUCUAGCUCGAGGACAGUUACCGCCGUGCACUGUUAGAACUAAUAAUGCUAUUACGAGUAGUUCCAGAAAUCUAAAUGGAAUACUGAAAGACACUUUUUCGAGUGCUGAGCUAUCAUUUUCAACGCUUUCAUCGAACGAUGAUUUUGGCGCUGCAUCUUCACUGAUAUUGUUUGGCAAGACCUCAACAGAAUGGGAUAAAAAAGGGAAUAGUCAAAGAAACUGCAAUACGGGAAAGCCUUUUUCGUAUGCAGAUAUUGUGGCAUCACCGUGUGAUACAACCGCUAAUGUUGAUAAUAUUGAGAACAAUCCUCCACUUCAACAGAUCACGGACACUCACUAUAAACGACCGGAAACACUGGAAUUGCACAGUUUUACGGAAGAAAAUGAUGUAGGUCGAGUAGCAAAUGAACAAGACAUAAAAGGAUCUGGACUGACUAACUUUAAUGCAGAUAAAUUCAUCGCUGACCUCCCAUUCAAUAGCACGGAUCGAGUACUACGAGAUUUGGCAGCAUUGAAAACACCGUGUUCGGCGCCAGUUUGCAGUAUGGAUUCUCCUCACACACCAUCUGUCAUGAAAGGGCUGUAUUCACCACUGGGAAUACCAAACCAGGACAUCGAUGCUUACAGUGCUAUUUGCGAUAUGGAGUUAGUGCUGAGUCAGAUUUUGAGCUGUGCUGACGAGAAGGAAUGGGUACCAGAGAGAGCCUCUGCAGGGACAUCAAAAUUAAAUUUUUGGCGUAAUCCUGGUCUAGUUGCUGGAGUCGCGGGUGUUUCUUGUGACAAUGUAUAAGGAGCUAAAAAAAAUUAAGAAGAUAAGUUGAUGGCCGCAACAGUUUUCUUGUUUCAGAAUUAAAAGGAUUGUCAUUAGUUUUUA